Messenger RNA from Olea europaea var. sylvestris, 1043 nucleotides. Its product is annotated as probable protein phosphatase 2C 27. The record is from RefSeq and is a predicted model, not a curated record. The coding region runs from base 239 to 793 and encodes 184 amino acids. Gene Ontology annotation, biological process: protein dephosphorylation. NCBI's taxonomy places the organism in Eukaryota, Viridiplantae, Streptophyta, Magnoliopsida, Lamiales, Oleaceae. The transcript has a single exon. Gene Ontology annotation, molecular function: protein serine/threonine phosphatase activity.
CCCCCCCUUUUUUCCCUUUUUGUUGAGGUAAUGUCACGUCUUGAUUUGGUUUUGGAAAGUAUUCUAUCAAGAUGAGGAAGUUCAUGGGUAAUAGGGAUUACUAUGAGUGAGUAAUGGUAAUUUUGGGUAGUUAGGACCUUAAAUGUGGCUCAGUGGAACCUCUUUACUUCGUCUGAUGUGUCUUCUGUAAUAACUCAUACUGGAUGAUGCAUAACAUGAUUGUAUAAUCUGUAGAACAAUGGUAGUCGCCAAUGCAGGCGACUGUCGAGCUGUGCUAGGGAAACGGGGUAGAGCAAUCGAGCUAUCUAAAGAUCACAAACCUAAUUGCAUGUCUGAAAGACUUCGGAUAGAAAAACUUGGUGGAGCCAUAUAUGAUGGUUAUCUUAACGGCCAACUAUCUGUAGCACGUGCCCUUGGAGACUGGCACAUGAAGGGCCCUAAAGGCUCUGCUUGUCCAUUAAGUUCGGAGCCUGAGUUGCAAGAAACAGUGUUAACCGAAGAUGAUGAGUUCUUGAUUAUGGGCUGUGAUGGGCUUUGGGAUGUUAUGAGCAGUCAGUUUGCAGUCACGAUGGCUAGGAAAGAAUUGAUGCUGCACAAUGAUCCAGAAAGAUGCUCAAGAGAGCUGGUUCGGGAAGCGCUGAAGCGCAAUACAUGCGACAAUUUAACUGUUAUUAUAAUUUGUUUCUCGCUUGAUCCUCCAUCUCGUAUAGAAAUACCACAGAGUCGGGUAAGGAGGAGUAUAUCGGCUGAAGGGUUGAAUCUUCUUAAAGGUGCAAUGGAAAGUAACUCGUGAAAGGAUAGAAAAGGGUCCUUUUCAGUAGUUUCCAUCCAGUGGUCUCAUAUUUUGCAAUUUGUAACUUUUGAAUCAUGUAUAUUUAAGUGAGGUGGUAUUGUAUCAAUUGGAUGAACAAAAUAUGUAGACCUUGAGCUGGUGUAGAAUGUUUUCUACUCAUGUACAGAAUUUUAGAAACCAUUCCAUAGUCCAACAUAAAUCUUUUACUCUUAACAAUUACUGAAUUUCAGAUUUGCGCAAGAUUUUUCCU